ACUCAUUCCAUUUGAAAAAAAAUGUUCAUUUUCUUAUGCUGCGUGUUUACGUGCAUUUGCAUUUUCUUGAUUCCAAAGCAUUUCAACCCACGCAAGCGCAGGAAACCGCCGCCAGGCCCCGCGGCGCUGCCGAUAUGCGGCCACCUCCACCUCCUCAAACCGGCGGCGCACCGCGCUCUGCAUGCUCUCUCCAAGAAGCACGGCGCCGUGAUGCAGCUCUACUUCGGCCGGCUCCCCGUCGUCGUCGUCUCCUCCCCCUCCGCAGCCGAGGAGUGCCUCGCCAGAAACGAUGCCGUCUUCGCCAACCGGCCCGAUUCCGCCGCCAGCAGAAUCCUCGGAUACAACAACACCACCAUCGGAUUCGCUCCUUAUGGUGAUCACUGGAGGAAUCUCCGCCGCCUCACCGCCACCCAAAUCUUCUCCUUCGCCAGCCUCCAGCAGACAUCAGCGGUGCGUGGCGGAGAAAUCCGGUUCAUGGUUGGGAAAAUGUUGCAGGGAUUUGAUGAUCAAGAAUGGAGGAAAGUGGAAAUGAAGAGCCUCUUCUUUGAAUUGGUGUACAAUGUAGCUAUGGUGGUGAUCGCCGGGAAGCGGGGGCCCGUGAUGGACGACAUUUUCGGGCCGAGCAAGAUUCUUGAUGUCUGUGAUUAUAUUCCGUUAUUGAGAUGGAUUGAUUUGUUGGGAAUUCAGAGGAAGAUGGAAGCUUUGAAUAGGAAAAGGGAUAGAUUUUUACAGGGGUUGAUCGAUGAAGUUCGUUGCAGGACUCAAGAUUCUGUUUCUGUUGAAGCUAAAGGGAGUUAUAUUGAAGCAUUGUUGUCGUUGCAGCAAUCCCAACCAGAAUACUACACUGAUGAAAUCGUCAAGGGACUCAUUCUGCCAAUGUUGACUGCUGGAACACACACCGUAGCUCUAACGAUGGAGUGGGCGAUGUCGCUGCUGCUGAACCACCCGGACGAGUUGGAGAAGGCGAGGAGGGAGAUAGACGAGCAGGUGGCGCCCGGGAAGCAGCUCCAGGAUUUGGACCUUCAAAAUCUGCCCUACCUGCGCUGCAUAAUCAAUGAGACGAUGAGGCUGUACCCUGUGGGCCCGCUCCUCGUCCCACAUUGUUCGUCACAAGAUUGCAACGUGGGAGGGUUCCACAUUCCCGCAGGGACAGUCUUGUUAGUGAACGCGUGGGCUAUCCAGAGGGACCCCGAUGUGUGGGAAAAUGCAGACAAGUUUAGCCCUGAGAGGUUCAAAGAGGGGUGCGACGGCUUUGGAUUCGUCCCGUUUGGGGCGGGGAGAAGGGCGUGCCCCGGUGCCGCGAUGGCUAUGAGGCUCAUGGGCUUGGCAUUGGCCACUUUGAUACAAUGCUUCCACUGGGAAAGGGAAGCCUCUGAAUUUGUCGAUAUGGAACAUGGUUCAGGCCUAACUUUGUCCAAGGCUAAGCCCCUCCAGGCCUUGUGUCGACCGCGUUCAUCUAUUAUGUCUUUCUCAUCUCACUUUUCAGAUCUUUACUACUAAAAACUCCGAUAAGAUCCUCUAUCCAAUUAUUCGUGUCUCACUAUUAAUUUAACUAUUUUAAUAGUUAUUAUUA
Salvia miltiorrhiza (redroot sage) is the source of this 1573-nucleotide messenger RNA. Its product is annotated as cytochrome P450 81Q32-like. The transcript has 2 exons. The record is from RefSeq and is a predicted model, not a curated record. The coding region runs from base 22 to 1500 and encodes 492 amino acids. Gene Ontology annotation, molecular function: oxidoreductase activity, acting on paired donors, with incorporation or reduction of molecular oxygen; monooxygenase activity; heme binding. Lineage: Eukaryota; Viridiplantae; Streptophyta; Magnoliopsida; Lamiales; Lamiaceae.